Daldinia loculata is the source of this 903-nucleotide messenger RNA. RefSeq lists its product as uncharacterized. The record is from RefSeq and is a predicted model, not a curated record. The transcript is spliced from 2 exons. NCBI's taxonomy places the organism in Eukaryota, Fungi, Ascomycota, Sordariomycetes, Xylariales, Hypoxylaceae. The coding region runs from base 527 to 715 and encodes 62 amino acids.
AUGAACUCUUAUAUUUCCGAACCAAUCAGAGCGCCGGAAGAGCCCUUGAUUGGGAAGAUGUUGGUUCCUCCUUUAUAAGAUUGUUACCAAUGUCCAAUAGACACCUACAUUCGAAGCUUUCUGUUUACCCAUGAAUGAGACUCCCUACGAUGGUCCAUUAAUCAGCAUGCAAUACCUUUAUGAUGCUGUAUAAGGUCCUAAAUUAUCGCCGUUAAGAUCUUUAACGCAUUCGUUGUCUGGUAUAACGAAGACGGCAAGUUCGGCCAUUAUUUGUCAGGUUUUCCGAAACCACGCUCAUUUAAGGCUAUCGUUUGCCAUGUUUUGUUGUUCCUUACCAUAUAUCUCGCUGCUGUUCUUAAGUACGAAACCAUAGUGCCAUUCUUAUAAGAAAUUUUGCUUGAGAAGAAAUACGAAAGCUCUUGUGCUCUAUCCUCGAGAUGGGUCUGUCAAAGUCGAAUAUAUUCCUACGCCUGCCCCUAGCCCAACGGAGGUCCUGGUUCGCGUGGGUGCAGCAGCGCUCAAUCCAAUGGACUACAUAUUCGUCCAACGAAUCACAGCAGUGCAAGAGAGGCGUGUUCUAGGCUCGGAUUUCGCAGGAACAGCGGUUGACGUCGGAGAGACCCUGAAGAAUAGUACGAAUAAGAGAGCCAAGGUUGGAACCCGUGUUGCUGGAUGCGUCCAGGGAGGCGAGUGUCAAGAGGCUCUCAAAGGCUAACUUGGUAAUGACCAAACUGACACGAGAGCUAUGUAAUAUACAGCAUGCUCUACGAAUGACCGCCCUGGCGCUUUUGCCGAGUACGAAUACGACCUAGUCUGGAGGAUACCAGACCAACUAAGCCUUGAACAGGCUUCUUCAAUUACUGUAAACGGUCUAACUGCAGCUCAGACUAUUUUCGGUCGACG